This is a messenger RNA of Globicephala melas (long-finned pilot whale), 3332 nucleotides long. Its product is annotated as zinc finger protein 558. Lineage: Eukaryota; Metazoa; Chordata; Mammalia; Artiodactyla; Delphinidae. Gene Ontology annotation, cellular component: nucleoplasm; nucleus. Gene Ontology annotation, biological process: regulation of transcription by RNA polymerase II. Gene Ontology annotation, molecular function: RNA polymerase II cis-regulatory region sequence-specific DNA binding; DNA-binding transcription repressor activity, RNA polymerase II-specific. The record is from RefSeq and is a predicted model, not a curated record.
GGAAACUGAAGCCCCGGGCUACUGCCCGAGACCGGAAGCGGAAGCGCCGGGCGGUGCUGAGGAAGGAGACGCGGGCGGCUCACUGCUGUGUGUAAAGUUUUCUCCGCGGGGGACUGGGUUCACGUGUUAUCUCUGGAGUUCAAGUUUAAGUUGAAACCAGCCUCAAGUUUCACCUGUCCUCACUGACCCGUGGAUUUCUGCGUGACCAGAGCCCUGUCCUGAGUGCACUGUGGGGAUACGAGGAGGAGCAUCCUCGUUCUUCUGCUCCCUGUUGUUCAGGAAAACUUACUGUCUGAAUCACAGGAUGGCGACCAUGGUUCUGUCCCCCACUUUUGCUCAGUCUUCCCCGUACCCAGCCUCUCACCAGAAAGGAUGCACAGAGGAGGAAGGGUUGGCUAAUGGCUUCCUGACAGACUGGUUACAGGACUUGGUGACUUUUGAGGAUGUGACUGUGGAGUUCACCCAGGAAGAGUGGGCACUGCUGGACCCUUCUCAGCGAACACUGUACAGAGAUGUGAUGCUGGAGAACUGCAGGAACCUGGCUUCACUUGGGUAUCAUGUUGAUAAACCCAGUCUGAUCUCCCAGUUGGAGCAAGAAGACAAGGUGAUGACAGAGGAAAAAGGAAUUCUUCCAGGCACCUGUCCAGAUUUGGAGACGGUACUUAAAGCAAAAUGGUUAACUCCUAAGAAGCAUGUUUUUAGAAAAGAACAUUCUAAUGGUGUAAAAGUGGAGAGAAGUCAUCUGGGAGUGAAACUCAAUGAAUGUAAUCAGUGUUUUAAAGUCUUCAGCACAAAAUCUAACCUUACUCAGCACAAAAGAAUUCAUACUGGAGAAAAACCCUAUGACUGUAAUCAGUGUGGCAAAUCCUUCAGCAGUAGAUCCUACCUCACUAUUCAUAAGAGAAUACAUAAUGGGGAGAAGCCCUAUGGAUGCAAUGACUGUGGAAAAGCCUUCAAUGAUCCUUCCUCCCUCAGACUGCAUGUGAGAAUCCACACUGGAGAAAAACCCUACGAAUGUAACCAGUGUUUUCAUGUCUUCCGCACUAGUUGUAACCUCAAAAGCCACAAGAGAAUUCAUACAAGAGAGAAUCACCAUGAAUGUAAUCAGUGUGGCAAGGCCUUCAGCACGAGGUCCUCCCUUACUGGGCACAACAGUAUUCAUACAGGAGAGAAACCUUACGAGUGCAGUGAUUGUGGGAAAACCUUUAGGAAGAGCUCAUAUCUCACACAGCAUAUGAGAACUCAUACUGGAGAAAAACCCUAUGAGUGUAAUCAGUGUGGAAAAUCCUUUAGCAGUAGCUUUUCUCUUACUGUGCACAAGAGAAUUCAUACCGGUGAGAAACCCUAUGAAUGCAGUAACUGUGGGAAAGCCUUUAAUAAUCUCUCAGCUGUUAAGAAACAUGUAAGAACUCACACUGGAGAAAAACCCUAUGAAUGUAAUCAUUGUGGGAAAUCUUUCACCACUAACUCUUACCUUUCUGUGCACAAGAGAAUCCAUAAUAGGUGGAUAUGACUACAAUAACUGGGAAAGCAUUCACUGAUUUCUUAUCUCUCAGACAACUUGUGAUAACUCACGCUUAGAUGUAUGAGUUAUCUGUUGCUGCAUAACAAAUUUCCCUUCAAAACAUAGUAGCUUUAAACAGCAAACAUUUAUUAUCUAUAGGUCAGGAUUUCAGAACCAGCUUAGCUGUGUAGUUCUAGCUCAGGAGCUCUCAUGAGGUUGUAGUCAAGAUGUCAGCAGGAGCUACUGUCAUCUACUUUACUGCUGGCUGAGGAGUCCACUUCGAGAAUAGCUCAGUCACAUGCCUGGCAAGUUAGUACUGGUUGUUGGCAGGGAACCUUCAUUUUCUCACCAUGUAGGACUCUCCACAGGGCUAUGUGUCUUUAUGACAAAAGCAGGUUCCUCCCAAAGCAUUUGAUUUAAAGAAGAGCUAAUGCAGAAACCACAGUGUCUUCUACGACCUAGUCUCAGAAGGACAUAUCAUCACUUCUUCUGUAUUUUAAUGGUCACACAGACCAAUCCUGAUACAGUGUGGGAAGAGACCAUACUCAGUAUGAAUACCAGGAAACAGAUUGUUGGGAACCAUCUGGGCAGUUUUCCAUGAAAUCACUGAUGUAAGACCUUCAGGAGACCCUCAUUCUUUCAGUCUGUUCAGUAUGAAGUAAUAUUUAAUAACUCAUGUUAAUUCACCCGUGAAAGAAACCUCAUGAGUCCAGUCUUUGUGAUAAGCUUUCAGCUCAAAUUCACCCUAAUGUACACAAAAGAUUAAGUAUUGUGGAUAAAUCUGAGGAAUACAGUGGUGAUAUCUAGGGAGUCAUGUGACAAUUCACACUAAGGGGAGAGUCCUAUGAAUAUCAUCAGAAUGUAGAAGUCUUCAGGGACACUCAUCCCUUAGAACACACAUGAGGAAUCACUACAGAGGAACACUCACUCAUGUAAGGAAUGUGGAAAACCCUAUAGCACAAGAGUUUACAUUACUGAACAGAAGAUGAAGAGAUUCCGAGUGCAAGUACUAUGGGAAAGCCUUCAGUGUUCUCUCAACUUUUAAGAGAUACGAUGAUUUAUUCUGGAGAGAAUGUCCCAUUGAAUGGCAUCAGUACUGGAAAACCUUCCAUUUUCCCACAUUCCUUAAACUGAAAAGUCGUUGCAGAGAAAUUUGUGAGUAUAAAGAAUGAGGGAAUGCCUUUAAUGAUACCUCUUAUGUUAGGAAAGCUAUGAAAUUCCUGGAUGCAAAACUGUGGAUUAAUUUUGGGAAAUCUUUCGGUGAGUCCUGUCUGUUGACUUCUGAGAAGUCACACAGGUGGGGAACCCUAGAAGAUACUCAACGUGAGAUUGCCUCAGCUCUUCUCUGAGUGGCCACAGAAUACUUUAAACUGGGAAUGGAAAGUGUAAAUAUUAUGAGCAUGGGAUUACCUUUAUCAGUGUCUCAUCCUUAGGGUGGGGCAACUAGCUCUUUAAUUUUCAGUCUUUGCUUAAGUAUAAACAUUGAUGUCUAUAGCUAUACCCUAAGAUAAACCUUAAAUUAUGUUCCAUAGUUUUAUAUGUAAUAUGUUUAUCAUCAUUUACUCUAAAAAUAUUAACACAUCGCAUAUUUAUAAAGGUAUUUCUGAUUAUCUCCUGAGUGAUUUAGUUUAUCCUAGUAGAAAUUAGACUAUAUUUGCUACAUACCUUUUUCUAAUUUAAUGACAUUUUUAUCAAGUAAGUGGACUUUAUGAUGUUCAGAUAUUGUAUGUACAUUCAGGUUGGUUUUUAUUUUUCUUUCAAGCUUAUUUAGUGAUAGAUGUGAAUUAAAGUCUUCCACCGUUGUUACGGAUUGACAAAUUCUUCUUGG